AUGGAUGCACCUUUUCCUACCGACGUGCAGGAAUUCGACAGCGAUGACCGCAUCUCUUUCUCGAAGCUCGACAGCAAAUUCAUAGCUGUCCGAGACGAUGGCGCCGAAUUCGAAUUUGACGCCGAGCGCCGUGCAUGGCAGCCAUUAGAUGAGCAAACACUAGACGAAACCGAUAUAAAUCAAGAUACACCGCAAAAGCGCGAAGGAGCUGGAGCUAGAAAGCGAGGGCAUGAUGACGAAGACAAUGGAUCCGAGGACUCGAAAAAGCUGAAGCGCCCGCCCAAGAAGCCCAAGGCGGCGCCGCAGCCGAAACAAAACACGGCCGUUUACGUCACCGGCUUGCCCCCCGACGCGACAGUUGAUGAAGUCCACGAGCUCUUCUCGCGCAAGGGCGGCGUCAUUGCCGAGGAAAUAGACAGCGGCGCCCCGAGAAUCAAAAUGUACAACGACGCAGACGGCACCUUCAAGGGCGAUGCGCUCAUUGUGUUUUUCAAGCCUCAAAGCGUGGAGAUGGCUAUUAUGCUACUCGACGAUACCGACUUUAGAAUAACAGCCAACGGCACACGCCAAGGGCGAAUCCGGGUCCAAGAAGCAGACUCGAGCUACAAAAAAGUGCAGUACGACCAAGAUGGCCAGAACAAAGGCAAGAGUGCCAACCACUCUGCGAAGAGCGACAACGGCAAUGGCGAGCGCCGUCCGCCGACCAAGGACCGGCAAAAAAUUAUCAAAAAGACGCAAAAGAUGGACGCUAAGCUGGCGGAUUGGAGCGACGACGACGGGCCCGCGAUUGCGCUUGCCAACUCGAAAAAGGACAAGACGGUGGUGCUGCAGCACAUGUUUACGCUGCAGGAGCUCGUCGACGAUCCGGCGGCGCUGCUUGAGAUUAAAGAGGAUAUACGAGAGGAGUGCUCGAAGCUUGGGACGGUGACGAGCGUUGUUCUGUACGACGAGGAGGAAGACGGCAUUGUGACGGUCAGGUUCAAGGAGGCAGAGUCGGCUCUGGCAUGCAUCAAACUCAUGCACGGGAGGAGUUUUGGCGGGAUGAGGGUGGAGGCUGCGCUGGCAACGGGGAAAGAGGGCUUUAAAAAGUCCAAGGCGAAUAACGAUGAUUUCUCUGAUUAG
Molecule: messenger RNA, 1122 nt
Organism: Beauveria bassiana ARSEF 2860
Lineage: Eukaryota; Fungi; Ascomycota; Sordariomycetes; Hypocreales; Cordycipitaceae
Product: splicing factor u2af-associated protein 2
Exons: 2
Coding region: 1-1122 (373 amino acids)
Biological process (GO): mRNA splicing, via spliceosome
Cellular component (GO): U2-type spliceosomal complex; U2 snRNP
Molecular function (GO): RNA binding
Source: RefSeq, a predicted model, not a curated record